Messenger RNA from Desarmillaria tabescens, 1533 nucleotides. RefSeq names its product L-lysine 6-monooxygenase (NADPH-requiring)-domain-containing protein. The coding region runs from base 1 to 1533 and encodes 510 amino acids. The record is from RefSeq and is a predicted model, not a curated record. Gene Ontology annotation, biological process: intracellular iron ion homeostasis. The transcript has 7 exons. Lineage: Eukaryota; Fungi; Basidiomycota; Agaricomycetes; Agaricales; Physalacriaceae.
AUGCAGCACGCCGACACGACUUUUGACCUCAUUGGGCUCGGCUUCGGUCCCGCCAAUAUUGCGAUUGGUGGAGCUCUAGUAGAAGGCUGGAAUUCGUGUCGUCAAGACUAUCCUAUCAAAAAAGUUCUGUUCGUCGAGAAGCAUGCAAAGUUCCAAUGGCACCCCGGAAUGCUCCUUCCCGGUGCUCGUAUGCAGAUCAGUUUCAUGAAGGAUCUCGCUACUCUGCGUUCUCCGCAGUCUCCCAUCACUUUCUUAUCAUACCUCCACAGCCAGAACCGUUUGAUCAACUUUAUUAAUCGUGGUUCCACUAUCCCCACGCGAAAGGAGUAUGCAGAUUAUCUGUCAUGGGCUGCCCACUAUGUCCAAGACCACGGUGUCUCAGUCUUGUUUGGUACAGAGGUAGUCGGCGUUGACUCUGCAUCUGACGGUCUUCUCGUCGUUCACGCCAAAAACGUUGCCAGUGGCGAAGUCACGUCGUACACGACUCGCAACCUGAUAAUCUCACCUGGUGGAACUGGCCGCGUCCCAGUGCCCCUCGUACCCCUCAUCGAGCAUCCUCUCGUUAUCCAUAGCUCGACUUAUCUGAUGUCUGUUGACUCUAUCAUCGCUUCAAUUGCUGCCAAGGGAAAAGGAAGUCUUCGUGUCGCUGUCAUUGGGGCGGGUCAAUCCGCCGCUGAAGUUACUCUCAACCUGCGAGAGAGACUGACGAGCAUACCUGCACCGGCCGGGAGACACCAAAUCGAUAUGAUCAUCCGCAAGGGUGCCUUGAGGCCCAGCGAUGAUACCCCAUUCGCUAACGAAAUUUUUGAUCCCCAAGCCACUGAUGCGUGGUUUUCUCAUCCAUCAAAUGCUUCUCGCACUACGCAGCUUCAAGAAUUCAAAAGCACAAAUUACAGCGUGAUCAAUUCUCUUACCCUUGAGGCACUCUACGAGGUCAUCUAUGGCCAAAAGGUGGAUGGUGACAUCGCACGCCGAACCAACGGUCCAACUUCUUCUAUUCCUCUAAUUCACAUCCGACCCUAUUCCUGCAUCGUUGCUGCCCACGCGCCCGAAGACAAUGGUGACCCUGAUUUCACCUUCACCAUCCAGCAUGUUCUUUCCUGUGAGUUAGAAACAGAAAAAUAUGACGCGAUUAUCUGCGCUACAGGCUACCAACGAACGUCCUGGAUCGACCUCUUAAAAAAUUCCAGCGUCGGUAAGCACUUUGGCUUAUCCCCCGCAUGUCAACCGGGUACUUGCCAGCCUCAUUCCGGACACAAAGAGGUCGGAUCACCCUCCUCUUCCAAUGGAAGCGCUGUGAGCACCCCACCUACGUCUCCAGCUCUCUCCGUAGCCGAAUUGGAGCAUCAUGGAGACCACAAGGUAUAUAUCAGUAGAGGAUACUGCCUUGUACCCACCGACGACGGAGGUUUGAAGUCCAGGAUAUACUUGCAGGGCGUUGAAGAAGCCACUCAUGGAUUGAGUGACUCUCUUCUCAGUGUUCUGGGGGUUCGUGCUGGAGAAGUCAUUGACGAUCUUUGCAAGGAGGCUUGA